ACCUUAACGUCAGUUCCGAAGGCUUUGCCUAAGUCUCUGACAGCCUUCUGGAAGGUGAGGUGUUGGGGACACCUGGUGGUCACUUGCUUCUUCCCAAUCCUGAAUUUACGCUCUAACGGAGUGCGGGACAGAGUAAGGAAAGAAGUCGCUCAACUACCUUUUCUUGUGAACUGGAAGAAGUCUAGGGGUAGCUUUGUAGGGAUGGUCCUGGAGAUUACUCCCUGUUGGCCACCGCCUCUUCCUCUCUCCUUCCUGCCUCAGGAACCCAGCGCCUGACAGCGCCUUGACUUGCUAGAGCAUAGCAUCUGAAACAUCCAAAACGCACUUUUCUCUAUCAUUCUUAAAAGGAUAGACUUGCAGAUUGUUUCCAACAGGUCGGGGUCUAUGAAGGUGAUUUGAGGAAACCCAGGCGCAAUGGGAGUCCAGGGACUUUGGAAGCUGCUUGAAUGCUCGGGAAGACAGAUAAAUCCAGAAACUCUGGACGGAAAAAUUCUUGCCGUUGAUAUUAGUAUUUGGUUAAAUCAAGCACUUAAAGGAGUCAGGGACAGACAUGGAAACUCAGUUGAAAAUGCCCAUCUUCUUACUUUGUUUCAUCGACUUUGCAAGCUGUUAUUUUUCAGAAUUCGACCAAUUUUUGUUUUUGAUGGGGAAGCACCGCUGUUGAAGAAACAAACUUUGGCUAAAAGAAGACAAAGAAAAGAUUUAGCAUCCAAUGACUCCAAGAAAACUACAGAAAAACUUCUGAAAACAUUCUUAAAAAGACAAGCUAUCAAAACUGCUUUGAGAGGCAAAAGAGAUGAAGCACUUCCUAGUCUUACUCAAGUUCAAAGAGAAGAUGACAUCUAUGUUUUGCCUUCAUUACAAGAGGAGGAGAAAAACAGCUCAGAGGAGGAAGAUGAAAAGGAAUGGCAAAUAAGAAUGAACCAAAAACAAACAUUACAGGAAGAGUUCUUUCAUAAUCCUAAUGCAAUAGAUAUUGAAUCUGAAGACUUCAGUUGUCUACCACCAGAAGUAAAGCAUGAAAUCUUGACUGAUAUGAAAGAAUUCACUAAGCGAAGAAGAACGUUGUUUGAAGCGAUGCCAGAGGAGUCCAAUGACUUUUCAGCAUAUCAACUCAAAGGUUUGCUUAAAAAAAACAACUUGAACCGACACAUAGAAAGUGUCCAAAAAGAAAUGAAUCAACAACAUUCAGGCGAGAUCCAAAGGCAAUAUGAAAACGAAGGGGGUUUUAUGAAGGUGGUGGAAGCAAGGAAAGUAAUUUCUGAAGAUACUUCUCAUUACAUCUUGAUAAAAGGCAAUCAGACUAAGAAAACUGAAGAAAUGGAUACUAAAUCAGUUCUUCCUUCUUCUAGUAAAAUGUGUAGCCCACAUCCUUUUGAUGCAAAACCAUCAUCAUCAUUUGAGAAGCAGAAGGCAGAGAAAGAUAUUUAUACUGAUUCAGAAGCCCCUCCCUCCCCAAGGACCCUAUUAGCUAUCCAGGCUGCCAUGAUGGAAAGUAGCUCAGAAGAAGAACUGGAGAAUGAAAAUAAAAAGCAGUUCAGAGUGAAAAAAGCACAUAACUCCACUACUGUAGUUGAAGGCUGUGUAUCACCUAGAACUUUAUUGGCAAUUCAAGGAAUUCUUGAUGAUGAUAUGAAAACAGAUGAGAGGAAAAACUCUCAAAUUGGAAUGUCAGAAGUUAAAGAGAGUCUUAUAAAUGGGACAGAAGAAGAAGAUGAAUUCCAAAAAGUCAGAAAAAGCAAAGAAACACAAUUUCCAACAGUAUCUCCUUCAGAAACUAUGAUAUUUAUACAAGGAAAUGAAUGCACUGUUAAGAAUGAACACAAAUCUGAACCUAUAACUCAUUCAUUAAAAACUAUCCUUUUAGAAAAGAAUGAAUCUAUUAUGAAUCUAGAAGAACUAGGAUCAGUAAAUCAUUCAGCAAAUACAGUCUUUGGGCCAAGUAUUAAAUCUACUUUAAAGAAUGAAAAAGAACCAAUUCUUACAACUCAUUCAGAGAGUACAGUUAACAUAGAUAUUGGUGAAUCUGGAGGUGAGGAUAGAAAAGUCCCACACAUGUCAAUUCAAUUGACAAGUACAGGGGUUGUAUCUGAAGAUAAUAAAAAUCCUGAAUUUGAAAAGGAUAUUUUCAUAUCUCCAAAUAAGUGUGAUUCCUCUAUGUUGGUUGUUUCAAGUGAUAAGGAAAUACAAUAUAAAAAUUUUUCUGAAAUUGAAACUAACUCUUUGCAAGAAGCAGAUAACUUACAAUCAGUAAAUGCUCCUUUGCUGGCAGUAAGUCCUCUUGUUACAGCAAAUGCUAUAGUAAGCCAUAAACCCAGUGAACAUGAAAAUUCACAGAAAACUCUACAAGAUGGUGAAAAGAAUGAAUCUGUAGCUCAAGAUUUAAUUUCAGCAACAGCAAAGACUGUGACAUUAACAGAAAUGAACUCAGAAGAAAGUGAAUCUGAUGGUAGUUUCAUUGAAGUAGACAAUGAAAGUAGUAGUGAUGAACUUCAGACUGAUUUUCAUGAAGUAUUCAGACCUCUCACUGAACUUGGGGAAAAGCCUGAAGAAGAGGCUAUAGACACCGAGAGAAAAGGACCUGUUGGGGCUACUGAGAACCUCCUAAGAGACUCUCCUGAAAACAUAGAGUCAGCCAAGCAACCAGAGGAAGGGACUGAAAAAGAAACAGAUGAAACGGUCAAUGAGUGGGAAGAUAUUAAUUUGGAAGAACUGGAAGCUCUGGAGAACAAUCUUUUAGUAGAACAGAAUUCACUGAAAGCUCAAAAACAGCAACAAGAACGGAUUGCUGCAACUGUAACAGGCCAGAUGUUCUUGGAAAGUCAGGAACUACUACGAUUAUUUGGCAUUCCUUACAUUGAAGCUCCUAUGGAGGCAGAAGCUCAGUGUGCCAUUUUGGACCUGACUGAUCAGACAUCUGGAACUAUCACUGAUGAUAGUGAUAUUUGGCUUUUUGGAGCACGGCAUGUGUAUAAAAAUUUUUUUAGUAAAGACAAGUUUGUAGAAUAUUACCAGUAUGUUGACUUCCACAACCAGCUAGGUUUGGACCGGAGCAAACUAAUUAAUUUGGCCUAUUUGCUUGGAAGUGAUUACACGGAAGGUAUACCAACUGUUGGCUGUGUAACAGCCAUGGAAAUUCUUAAUGAAUUUCCUGGACAUGGCUUGGAACCUCUCUUGAAAUUUUCAGAAUGGUGGAAUGAAGCUCAGAAGAUUAAGAAAAUAAGACCCAAUCCCCAUGACACAAAGGUGAAAAAGAAAUUGCGGCAAUUACAACUUUCUCCUGGUUUCCCUAACCCAGCUGUUGCAGAAGCUUACCUGAAACCUGUGGUGGAUGACUCAAAGGGAGCAUUCUUAUGGGGAAAACCAGAUCUUGAAAAAAUUAGAGAGUUUUGUCAGCGUUACUUUGGCUGGAAUAGAACAAAGACAGAUGAAUCUUUGUUACCUGUACUAAAACAGCUGAAUGCACAGCAGACCCAGCUCCACAUUGAUUCUUUCUUUAGGCUGAUACAACAUGAGAAACAACAUGUUAAAGGAAUUAAAAGCCAGAGACUCAACAGGGCUGUGACAUGUAUGCUCAGGAAAGAAAGGGAAGAAGAAGCUGGUGAAAUAGAAGCAGCUACUGCUGCCAUGGAGAGAGAAUUUAAAUCAGUUGAAAAGACAAAGGACAAAACUGAGAAGAAAAAUGUAGGAAAUAAAUCAGAAAAACGGCAAAAUUUAAAAAGAAAAGUGCAUUCCAGUGCCAGUCAGGAGAAUAAAUGUGGUGGAGGUGGCUUCAUUGGAGAAGCCUAUUUCUCAGCACCAUCUGAUACAUCUUUAGGGGAAGGUUAUGAAUGUAUAUCUUCAAACAAAGUCAAGAGGGGAAAACCAACUAAGCAGCCAAAUAUUGUCUCUUCAGAUUUUCAGGAGAUAACACUACAUAAUCCUGAAAAGAAUGAAGAAGAAACUAGCAGCUCUAGUGAUGAAGAUGGAAAAGGAGCACAAAUGGUUAUGGUGACUGCUCGGUCUGUGUUUGAGAAAAAGAAAGGAAAACAAAGAAAUGUGAGGGGGAAAAAAAGAAAAACAUAGUUAAUUUUUCUUCUGUUACUUUGAGAAUCACAUGGGGGUAUAGAUGAAGGGCUAGCUCCAAAGUCCGGAUGACCUGGGUUCCUUACCUGUCUCUGAUACACAUUUGCUGUGUGAUUCUGGGCAAGUCACUAAAUUUUUCAGAGUCCCAGCUAACUAUUUAAGACUAAGUUUUAGAAUAGUUACUGGUCUGCAUCAGUAGCAGAACUUUCUUUACCAGAAGCUCCUUAUGCUCAUGAAAUCAUGUCUGGAUCUAGACACAUAUAUCUGUAUAAAGAGAAAUCAGGUGUAAUAAAAUUUCCUAAUGAAUUUGUUAUAGAGAGAAAAUAAAAUCCAGUAAGUCAUAA
Molecule: messenger RNA, 4409 nt
Organism: Monodelphis domestica (gray short-tailed opossum)
Lineage: Eukaryota; Metazoa; Chordata; Mammalia; Didelphimorphia; Didelphidae
Source: RefSeq, a predicted model, not a curated record